AUGUUCCUCACCCGGGCCAUUUCCGUCACCAACUUCGUUGUUGCCACGUCGGCACUGACGUUCCAAGUCUGCGUCCUGUACCCUUGGCACAAGCAGCUCGACGAUGACUUCGAAGCUCUGAAGAAGGAGCACCUUCGAGUUCUUGGCGCCAUCAAGGCCAUUGGUGAAGGCGCUGCCGGUCAGAAGGAAAAGGCUGUGUGA
Molecule: messenger RNA, 201 nt
Organism: Thermochaetoides thermophila DSM 1495
Lineage: Eukaryota; Fungi; Ascomycota; Sordariomycetes; Sordariales; Chaetomiaceae
Exons: 1
Coding region: 1-201 (66 amino acids)
Source: RefSeq, a predicted model, not a curated record